Messenger RNA from Dipodomys ordii (Ord's kangaroo rat), 456 nucleotides. Its product is annotated as chromosome unknown open reading frame, human C20orf202. Bases 1 to 456 code for a protein of 151 amino acids. NCBI's taxonomy places the organism in Eukaryota, Metazoa, Chordata, Mammalia, Rodentia, Heteromyidae. The record is from RefSeq and is a predicted model, not a curated record. The transcript is spliced from 3 exons.
AUGGCGUUAGAACUCCAAGGGCUGAGAUCCAGCUCCAAUCUCAGUGAUUUGCCCAGUCCCUGCCGCCAGCCUGGGAAAAGCUGGGGACUAUACACGUCAAAGGUUCCUCAAGCCCAUACCCAGAUCAGCAUCAAGAUCUCCCUCAAGAGCUCUGAAAUGAAAACAACAGGAGAGCCCACCCCCAGCCUUGGGCAGACCCUGGAGUGGCUGAGAAAGGAGCUGGCUGAGAUGCAGGUUCAAGACCAGCAGCUUCUUCUCACACUGAGGCAUCUUCACAGUGUCCUGGCAGAGCUGCAAGCCCAGAGUGUGCACUGGGACGAUGCCAGGUCCAGCAGAGGAGCGUCUCCCAUCCGGGCUCGAGCAGGCUCCGAAGGCAAGGGCUGCCAGCCUGUCUACUUGAGGGGACUGGCCCAGAUCCUCCGAGGGGAAGAGAGCAGACGCAGCUCCCUCCCUUAA